UCUUCAGUUGUUGUCCUUGUGAUCGGCUAGAAUCGCCAUUUUUCUAUCUUCCUCGUCUUCUCUCUCUCUCUCUCGCCUUGCUUUCAAUGGCUGAUCCCGAAGUUCCCCAGAGCCGGUCGAGAGACCUCGACAAGCUUCUUCUCCGACCCGGGAAUCUUGUCGGCCCCGACUUCUAUCCCGGAACCGAAUUGAGAGAUGACCUUCGGGAGUACGCGAGAAUCUUGGUGGUCGGUGCUGGAGGACUGGGAUGCGAGCUUCUCAAGGAUUUAGCCCUUUCGGGUUUUCGUAAUUUGGAGGUGAUUGAUAUGGACCGGAUCGAGGUCACCAAUCUCAAUCGCCAGUUCCUAUUCAGGCUUGAAGAUGUCGGAAAGCCCAAGGCAGAGGUAGCUGCAAAACGUGUCAUGGAGAGAGUGAGCGAUGUGGACAUUGUGCCACAUUUUUCUCGUAUUGAAGACAAAGAGAUUGAGUUCUAUAACAAUUUUAAUAUCAUUGCUCUUGGUCUUGAUUCUAUCGAAGCUCGGAGAUACAUAAAUGGCGUAGCUUGUAGUUUUCUUGAGUAUGAUGAAGACGACAACCCGAGAAGAGAAACGAUUAAACCGAUGGUAGAUGGUGGAACCGAAGGUUUUAAAGGUCAUGCUAGAGUUAUUGUACCGGGAGUUACGCCAUGUUUUGAGUGCACCAUCUGGCUCUUCCCUCCUCAAGUGAAGUUCCCCUUAUGCACUCUUGCAGAAACCCCUAGAAAUGCCGCUCAUUGCAUUGAGUAUGCCCAUCUAAUAAAGUGGCCCGAUGUUCAUGGCGGAAAAACCUUUGACCCAGACGACCCAGAACAUAUGAAAUGGGUCUAUGAUGAGGCUCUCAAGAGAGCUGAGCUUUUCGGAAUUCCUGGAGUCACAUAUUCUCUCACGCAAGGUGUGGUUAAAAACAUCAUACCGGCAAUUGCUUCCACCAAUGCGAUUAUAUCCGCAGCCUGUGCGUUAGAAACCUUGAAAAUCGCGUCUGGCUGCAGCAAAACACUUUCAAACUAUCUUACAUAUAACGGCGGAGAGGGUCUCCACACGAAAGUAACGGAAUUUGUGAGGGACAAGGACUGUCUUGUAUGUGGUCCUGGCAUUCUGAUUGAAGUGGACACCUCAAUUACUUUGCAAAAGUUCAUUGACAUGCUCGAAGAACAUCCGAAGCUUCUAUUGUCGAGAGCAAGCGUCAAACAUGGCAAGAGCAACCUUUACAUGCAGGCGCCUCCGGUUCUGGAGGAAAUGUACCGACCAAACCUGAACCGGCUGCUCUAUGAUCUCAUGGGAAGAGUCCAGAAGGACACAGUCCAUGUUUUCGGAACAGCCCACAAGAAUGACGAGAAACAGUCGAGCUUGACGAAACUUCGCGUUGUCUUCAGAGGAGCAGACGGUGUCACGGACAUGGACACGGCCGUUGGAGCUUGACCUUCCCUUCUGAAUAUGAAUGCAUCCCCGGAAAAGGAACUCCGAGAGAGGAAACAAAAAAAAGAGAACAGCUCAGUAGAGGUAUGCACUCUGCUCAAUUUACUACCACUCUUGUCUUGUUUUUUGGUUGGGUGUUAACAUAGUUAUUGUUGGAUGCUUUGUACGAAGAAACGCGUCUAUUUUUACGAUGGAUCGGUCGUUUCGUUUCGGGUUAUACAUCUGAUUGGUGGUUAACAUGAAGAUGUGAGAAUCUAUGACCAAACAAAAACAAGAAACUGAUGUCUGUUAGUUGUGUCCUGAGAUUCUCUGAGUUCAUGUCCUGUCUUGUUCCUUCAUAGUGAAUAUUUUCACGUGUCGUGUACAUUCGCAUUAUGGGUCGAUUGUUCAAGAACAAAAUUAGGGUAUUGAAGGUUUUGGAUA
Tarenaya hassleriana is the source of this 1856-nucleotide messenger RNA. RefSeq names its product NEDD8-activating enzyme E1 catalytic subunit. The record is from RefSeq and is a predicted model, not a curated record. NCBI's taxonomy places the organism in Eukaryota, Viridiplantae, Streptophyta, Magnoliopsida, Brassicales, Cleomaceae. The coding region runs from base 87 to 1436 and encodes 449 amino acids. Gene Ontology annotation, cellular component: nucleus; cytoplasm. Gene Ontology annotation, biological process: protein neddylation. Gene Ontology annotation, molecular function: NEDD8 activating enzyme activity. The transcript is spliced from 9 exons.